CUGGAAAUGGAGAGCUUCCACACAAGGUUCAGUGCCUGGACACCUUUUAGCAACAAGUCAUUAAAUAGGCAGCUCUUUCAGGAAAGAGUUGCUCUUAUAAGUCAUUGGUUUGACCUGUGGACUAACAAGCAACGUCAAGAAUUUUUAUUCACGAUUUUUUCACGAUGCACUAAAUCACAAUUAAGGUUUGUCCAAGACUGGUUUUCAGAAAGGAUGGAAGUGGCCAAAGUGGAUUUCUCUACAGUGUUACCACGCUUCAUUUCUCUCUAUAUCUUCUCCUUUCUGAAUCCGAAAGACUUGUGUGCAGCUGCCCAAGUCAGCUGGCCCUGGAAAUUUUUAGCUGAACAGGAUUGCUUAUGGAUGCCCAAGUGCGUUAAGUUUGGAUGGUUUCUGCCCUUUACUCCAGCAAAUAAUGAGUACGGUGCUUGGAAGCACCAUUACAUUGCUUGUGUGUCCACCUUGGACUGGCUAACACCUAGGGAAGCUGCUGAUAUUUAUGGGACGCUGAAUGAACCCAAAAGAGAAGAUGAGGAGCUACAGGAGAGACAAAGAGAAAAGUGCCUAAGGAAAAUAAUUUGGGAGAAAAUUGCACUGCGUAAGAAAGAGUUAUUCAAAGUUCGACCCCCUUGGGUGAGUGGAACAUGCUGCUCUAGAUUGUUGCAAUCCCAGGGCCAACCACAGCUCUCCCAGAGUCUGAGGGAUCAACUGGGUUUACAUGAAGCUUUGGAGAAACAGCUUGUUUUGGCAUCAGCAGAAGCCUUGCCCAAGCGAAGCAAUGUUUCUGGAAGCCACUCCUACCCUUUAUUAUCAAAGAAAAAUCAGCAUGGAGUUUAUAAAAAUGAUGACAGCUGUUCAUAUGCUUUCCUGCCACACUUCAUAUUAAUAUCAUCUCGGAUUCCUGCAUAUGAGAUGGUGGUGGAGAGUGUGAAGUCCGGUGUCAUUUCCGUGGUAUAUGAACACAGUGGCAUGACCUUGGAGACUCUGUUUGAUCGCAUAGAAAAAGCUCUGGAUGGGUGGAAGGCAAAGAGUAUAGGAAUAUUUAGCGAUGGAGAUAGCAGAGAAAUCAAUUUACUCCAAGGAUAUAAAAUUGGUAUUAAAAAUUUAUUGAAGCCUGAAGUGAGAGACUUCUGGGAGAAAUUAGGAAGCUAUGUGGCCACUGAAGAAGAAGGGGGCCACGUGGACUUCUUUGUGCCACUUGGAGCGUCAGAGGCUGGAAUAGAAGUUCUUUCUCAGCUGUCUCAACUAACUGGCACCUUCUUUACGGCCCCCACUGGGAUUGCAACUGGCUCUUACCAACAUAUUCUUAGUGAUUGGCUGGGACCACUUGAAAGGACCCCCCCUUGCAUCUACUUCAGCGAGUUAAAGCUGCAGACGUGGUGCAACUUCACGGACUUCCUGGAAGACUCCUUGAGAUCAGUAAGGAAACUGUUACGACCUUUCUUCAGGGAGUUGCAGAAGAGCAUCAGUGGCAGGAUGAUAGGGCAGUUUAUGUUCGACACCAUGAGUGUGGCCAGCAUUCUAAAUAACCAGGAAGUCGCACGAGCUCUGGCAGAUGGACUGACAGAACUGUCCAAAGAAGAUUCUGAAAGAAAUGUUAUAGAAGACAAUUCUCAGAACACAAAGUCAAGUCUCAGCAAAAACGAUCUAAAUUUUGAGGUGCUGGUUAAGCUGGAGAGAAAGCUCCAGAUGGACUCAGCAGAAAAGCGAACUAGAGUUGUUAAGGAACUCUUACAGAGUGAGAGAAAAUAUGUGCAGACACUGGAAAUUGUGAGAGAUGUUUAUGUAACGCCACUGAAAGCAGCAUUGUCAUCAAACAGAGCAAUUCUGAGUGCUGCAAAUAUCCAGAUCAUUUUUUCUGAUAUUCUGCAGAUUUUAAGUCUCAACAGGCAGUUUCUAGACAACCUGAGAGACAGACUACAGGAAUGGGGCCCAGCUCACUGUGUGGGGGAAAUAGUCAUAAAGUUUGGAAGCCAGCUGAACACGUAUACUAAUUUCUUCAACAAUUAUCCCAUUGUUCUGAAAACUAUUGAGAAGUGCAGAGAAAUGGUACCAGCAUUCCGAGCUUUCCUGAAGAGGCAUGAUAAGACCAUUGUUACCAAAAUGCUGAGCCUGCCGGAGCUGCUCUUGUACCCAUCCCGAAGAUUUGAAGAAUAUAUCAAUCUUCUCUAUGCUCUGAGGCUUCAUACUCCUGCAGAACAUGUUGACCGUGGGGACUUGACCACUGCAAUUGACCAAAUCAAAAAAUAUAAAAGUUAUAUAGAUCAGAUGAAGCAAAACGUCAGUAUGAAAGAUCAGCUGUCAGAUAUACAGAGAAUGAUCGGGGGGUGCCCUACUCUAUCAGAAGUAAACAGAUAUCUGAUUAAAGUCCAAGAUGUAGCCCAACUUCACUGCUGUGAGGAGGAAAUAAGUUUCUCUUUAAGGCUCUAUGAACAUAUACAUGAUCUCAGCCUUUUCCUCUUCAAUGAUGCACUGCUUGUGUCUAGUCGGGGCACAUCGCAUACUCCAUUUGAAAGGACUACAAAAACUAUCUACCAGUUCGUUGCAUCAGUGGCCCUUCACAGGUUACUUGUAGAAGAUAUUCCAGAUUCCAAGUAUGUCAAGAAUGCAUUUAUUCUUCAAGGUCCUAAACAUGAAUGGAUUUGUGCUACAGAGGUAGAGGAUGAUAAAUUCCUAUGGUUAUCAGUGCUCCAAAAUGCAAUCAAAAGUAGUAUGGAGAAGUGA
Molecule: messenger RNA, 2721 nt
Organism: Cynocephalus volans (Philippine flying lemur)
Lineage: Eukaryota; Metazoa; Chordata; Mammalia; Dermoptera; Cynocephalidae
Gene: ECT2L
Product: epithelial cell transforming 2 like
Exons: 20
Coding region: 7-2721 (904 amino acids)
Molecular function (GO): protein binding; guanyl-nucleotide exchange factor activity
Source: RefSeq, a predicted model, not a curated record